Molecule: messenger RNA, 1880 nt
Organism: Drosophila willistoni
Lineage: Eukaryota; Metazoa; Arthropoda; Insecta; Diptera; Drosophilidae
Product: prolyl 4-hydroxylase subunit alpha-2-like
Exons: 8
Coding region: 192-1757 (521 amino acids)
Biological process (GO): peptidyl-proline hydroxylation to 4-hydroxy-L-proline
Cellular component (GO): endoplasmic reticulum
Molecular function (GO): protein binding; L-ascorbic acid binding; procollagen-proline 4-dioxygenase activity
Source: RefSeq, a predicted model, not a curated record
UGCAAAGAACAACAAUUAAAUUUCAAUCAGUAACACUUCUGUUUCAGAUACUAGAAAUAAAGUUUUUUUUCCCCCAAUUUGUGAAUCAAAACUUCUUUUAUUAGUUUGGCAACAUAUUUUUGAAUGCGUGGAACAUUUGUUUUGGCCACAUAGACGUAUUAACAAGACUGAAAUAAACAGAUGAACAAAUUAUGAUGAACUAUUCCAGAAAAUUCAUUUUCAUUUGGCUCUUACUAUAUCCUCUUGCUCUUUUUCCAGCACAAGAUGCUGUUGAGAAAAGUCAUUCCACAUCUGUGGCUGGAAUGGUACAACUUUUAGAGCUCGAAACGCAAUUGAUUGAUAAUCUAAAUAGAUAUGCUGACAAAUUGGAAUCAAAACUAAAAAUAGUGCGCAGUGGAAUAGCAGAAAUGAGUUUAAAAAACGCUAAGGCAGCACUUUCAAUAGAAGAGUAUUUGAGCAAUCCAUUAAUUGCAUUUUCUUUAAUUCGUCGCAUGAAUCGCGAUUGGAUUAACUGGGAAUUGUACAUGGACGAACCAAUUGGCACAAAAGAAAUUGAUUUUUUACAAGAUCACAGAGAAUUUUUACCGACCUCAACAGAUCUUGAGGAGGCUUCUGACGGCUUUGAACUCAUACAAACUACUUAUGGACUGAAUUCAACAGACAUGGCCAAAGGUCUCCUCAAUGGCAAACAAUAUGAUGCGAGAUUAAGUGUUUUGGAUAUGUAUGCAAUUGGCCAAUAUCACUACGAUCAAGAGAAUUAUGGAGCAUCUAGUGAUUGGCUAUAUCUGACUAUUGAAAACCAUAAGCAAAAUCCAGUGGGUGUUCCAUUGCAGAUUGAUUUCUCGGACGUCUUGCUACUCUAUGCUGAGGUCCUUGUUAAAUUGAAUCGCUAUAAAGAUGCUGUACAAGUUAUAAAUGUAGCACUUAAAGACAAGAAAUUUGAUGCUAAACUCAUACGCAGGCGUUUGGAAAUCGAAACACUGAUAAGAAAUGAACCCAACAUUAAACCGAAGCCAUUUAACAAAAGCGUGGGGGACUUCGAACGAGGAUGUCGUGGUGAGUUUCCUGCCUUAACUGAUGCGAAAUUGUAUUGCAUCUACAAUACAACAAGCUCUCCAUUCCUACGUCUGGCGCCACUAAAAAUGGAGUUAAUUGGCCUAGAUCCUUACAUGGUACUCUAUCACGAUGUCAUUUCGCCCAAUGAGAUAGCUGAACUGCAAGAAAUGGCCAAGCCACAACUAAAAAGAGCAAGAGUCUAUAAUUCAACCAAAAAUACUGAUCAAUUGUCUAAGACGCGGACGGCGAAGCUGGCUUGGUUUUUAGAUACCUUUAAUCAACUGACAGAACGUCUAAAUCAACGUAUUAUGGAUAUGACUAAUUUCGUUUUAAAUGGCUCGGAAAUGCUACAAGUUAUGAACUAUGGUCUAGGUGGAUACUAUGUUAAGCAUUUCGAUUAUUUCAAUACGACUAAGGGUCCGCAUAUAACCCAAAUAAACGGCGAUAGAAUUGCAACAGUUCUCUUUUAUUUAAAUGAUGUGGAACAGGGUGGUGCCACAGUCUUUCCAGAAAUCAAAAAGGCAGUUUUUCCCAAACGAGGAUCUGCCAUUAUGUGGUAUAAUCUGAAAGACGAUGGCGAAGGCAACCGAGACACACUGCAUGCAGGUUGCCCAGUGAUAGUUGGUUCUAAAUGGGUUUGCAACAAAUGGAUACGGGAACGUGAGCAGAUCUUCAGACGGCCUUGCCUGGUCAGAAAAUAAUUCAUGAACUGAAAAUACUUUCUUUGGCUGAUUGGUAAUAUCAAUUAACUGAUGUUAAAAUUUAAAACUCGAUUGUCUAAAAAUCUGAUCAUAUAUUAAUCAUAAUUUGUAUAUAUUUAUUAA